CACACGCACACACACACACACUCUCAGACAGUCUCAGAGAGGAGCUGCAGUGCUGAACUCAGGCUGUUCGUUCCAUUCAAUCUGAUCAGUCCAGCCUUCCAGAGAUGUGCUGAAAAACGCUGACACUUCAAAAACACCAGCAAACGCAUCGCUACACCCCAAACCACACACACGGUAGUGCUCACAGUCUCCGCAUGGCCCACCCGUACGAGCCGUGGCUGAGAGCAGCACCCCCUGGAGGCCCAGAGGAAGUGGGCAUGUCCGGAUGGUGGGACCUGCACGGGGGAGCUGCAGGAGGAUGGGUGGACCUGCAGGGGGCAUCAGGUCUCGGGGGUGGGGGGAUGGGUCAGGGGGGCUCGAUGGGUCUGCAGCCUUCUGUCAGCUCCUACAACCCCGAGGCCCAGAUGUGCUGCCUGCCACCGUCCCCCCACCCGUCCCCGCUGUACCCACCCGACGGCUUCAAAAUGGAGCCGCUCGCACCGGACAUGUUGCACCCACCCGGAGUCUCUGCGUCAUUCUCCCUGGAGGAACCACAAGAGGGCGCGGGCGGCUCUGGUUCCAGCCGGCCCAAACCCCCCCGGCGGUCCGGCAGCAGAGCUCCGGGUCAGACCGCCUGCCGCUGCCCAAACUGCCUCAGCGCGGAGUCUCUGGGAACGGCAUCUGCAGGCAACGAUGACGACAAGCGCAAGCACCUGCACAACUGCCACAUCCCAGGCUGCGGGAAAGCCUACGUGAAGACAUCCCACCUGAAGGCGCACCUGCGCUGGCACAGCGGCGAUCGCCCCUUCGUUUGCAACUGGCUGUUCUGCGGGAAGCGAUUCACGCGCUCCGACGAGCUGCAGCGGCACCUACAGACGCACACCGGGGCCAAGCGCUUCGGCUGCAGCGUCUGCCCACGUGUCUUCAUGCGCUCCGACCACCUGGCCAAGCACAUGCGGGUGCACGAGUCACCGUGCCAACCGGCCGAGGAGCAGGGGGGCGGGGACAACAACUCACCUGCAUCCGGCAUCGACGGGACGGCGGCCGGCGCAGGCGGAGCGCCCGUGCUGCGUCUGAAGAGCGAGGCCGAUGCCGGGGGAGAUGAGACUGUGGCGCACAGCAGCUAACUGAGCUCAGUUAGUGUCGGACUGUUAGCGCAUGCUGAAAGGUGACAACACGAAGUUUGCUGGACUCCAUCCUGACGCCGAUGAGCUGGGGAUGUUAGCCAGGUGGCACCACCACUGGGGAAUGCUACUUGUAGCAUUGCUAGCAUCCCUUGGUUAACCCUAGAUAACACUGAUUACUGCUGUUAGCAUUACAAGUUUAGCACUAGCUAUGACGGUCCAUCACUAAUAUUAGCACUGUUAGCAUCACCUGGCUAACACUAGACGUAGCCAAUAGCUGCUUCAGUUAGCACUGUUAGCAUCACCUGGCUAACACUAGACGUAGCCAAUAGCUGCUUCAGUUAGCACUGUUAGCAUCACCUGGCUAACACUAGACAUAGCCAAUAGCUGCUUCAGUUAGCACUGUUAGCAUCACCUGGCUAACACUAGACGUAGCCAAUAGCUGCUUCAGUUAGCCCUGUUAGCAUCACCUGGUUAAAAUUAGAUAUCACUUACCACUGCUGCUAUUAGCACUGCUAGUAUUGCCUGAUCAACACCAGAUACCACUGAUGAUCACUAUGUUGUUAGCAUUAUCUCAUUAGCACUAGACAUCACACUUCAUUGCUAUUACUAGCAAUGUUAGCAUCAAUUAGUGGACACUAGAUAUUGCCGAUUAAUGCUGCUGUUAGCAUUGUUAGCAUCACCUGAUCAACACUAAUAGUACUGAAUACUGUUGGUGUUCGGAAUGUUAGCAUAACACCAAGCAUCACUGACUAUUCUUACUAAUAGCACCCUUAGCAUGAAGUAGUUAGCAUUAAAUAACACUGGAUAUCACUGGCUGUUAGCUCUGAUUACUAUUGCUGUUAGCACUCCUAGCAUCUCAUGGUCUAGACAAGAUCUCACUGGCUAAACCUGAAUAAAACUAGAUAUCACUGACCUACUGUUAGCUCUGCUAGUAUUUACUGACAACUACUAAAUAUUCCUUUUCUUAGCAGUUAACAUCACCUGCUUCAGUUAGCACUGUUAGCACCUGGAUAACACUAGAUAUAGCCAUGUUAGCACUGUUAGCACCUGGUUAACACUAGAUAUAGCCAAAUUAGCACUGUUAGCAUCUGGUUAACACUAGACAUAGCCAAGUUAGUACUGUUAGCACCUGGCUAACACUAGAUAUAGCCAAGUUAGCACUGUUAGCACCUGGAUAACACUGUAGCCAAGGUAGCACUGUUAGCACCUGAUUAACACUACAUAUAGCCAAGUUAGCACUGUUAGAACCUGGUUAACACUGUAGCCAAUUUAGCACUUUUAGCACCAAAUAACACUAGAUAUACUCAAGUUAGCACUGUUAGCACCUGGAUAACACUAGAUAUAGCCACGUUAGCACUGUUAGCACCUGGAUAACACUGUAGCCAGGUUAGCACUGUUAGCACCUGGUUAGGACUAGAUAUAGCCAAGUUAGCACUGGAAGCACCUGGUUAAGACUAGAUAUAGCCAGGUUAGCACUGUUAGCACCUGACUAACACUAGAUAUAGCCAUGUUAGCACUGUUAGCACCUGACUAACACCAGAUAUCACUGCUGCUGUUAGCAUCGUCUGACUAACAGUAGAUAUCCAAAAUUGUUAGAGUUAGCAGUGUUAGCACAGAUAUCAGUGCUGCUGUAGUUAGUGGCAUUAAUAUCAGUGAACUGUGCGCAAGCUUAGCGCCGGCGGUGUCAGUACCACUUCGCUCCGAGUCACUGUUAGUGCCGUUUACAUUAGCGCUGUUCUAAUAGCAGCAGGGAGCAGCUGAUAUGGACCUUCAGCACAGGUUCCUUAAACCACUGAGCAGUUCAGUUACACACCCACACAACUGACCCGAUCAGAACUAUCCUGAGAUAAACGCAAGUGGAAGGUGAUGAGGUGCAUUUUAACGUUGAAUAUUUUUGUGUAAUUUAUGAGCGAACUGCAUAGACGCCCACCAGUU
Molecule: messenger RNA, 3041 nt
Organism: Pygocentrus nattereri (red-bellied piranha)
Lineage: Eukaryota; Metazoa; Chordata; Actinopteri; Characiformes; Serrasalmidae
Gene: sp6
Product: Sp6 transcription factor
Exons: 2
Coding region: 195-1106 (303 amino acids)
Biological process (GO): regulation of transcription by RNA polymerase II
Molecular function (GO): DNA-binding transcription factor activity, RNA polymerase II-specific; RNA polymerase II cis-regulatory region sequence-specific DNA binding
Source: RefSeq, a predicted model, not a curated record